Messenger RNA from Parastagonospora nodorum SN15, 3324 nucleotides. RefSeq lists its product as hypothetical. Gene Ontology annotation, molecular function: zinc ion binding; DNA-binding transcription factor activity, RNA polymerase II-specific. The transcript has 2 exons. The coding region runs from base 1 to 2568 and encodes 855 amino acids. The record is from RefSeq and is a predicted model, not a curated record. Gene Ontology annotation, biological process: regulation of DNA-templated transcription. Lineage: Eukaryota; Fungi; Ascomycota; Dothideomycetes; Pleosporales; Phaeosphaeriaceae.
AUGGAGAACCAAAACAUUGAUUUCGACGGCACCCUCUACACGGCGGAGGGCGUCUUUGACUCGAAUUACGACCCGAACCGCCAGCCGACGUACAACUUCUCCCAGACGUGGCCCAUCCCCAUCUCACCCGCGACGGCCAUGGCGCAGCAGCAGCAGCAGCAUCAGACGGCCGCGAGCCAGAACCACCCCCACAACCAAGCCCACGACCACCACGAUGGAAACCAGCAGCACCAGCAGCACCAGCAGCAACAACAGCAGCACCAGCACAAUGCACGCCGCGUGCAGACCGUGGCCGCAUCAACUGCCCAGCACCACGCGGGCACCAUGGCGCCGCUACAGACCACCAUGGGCAUGGGCCUCAACUUCCCUGCGGCCAUGCAGGCCAUGAACCCGAUGGUCGCCAACUGGAUGAACUUCAGCCCGGACGGCUUCGUCCAGGACGCCUUCAGCCAGAGCAUGGCCAUGGGCGACUUCAACGGCGCCGCAUACAGCACCCAACUGCAGAACUCGCCCGUCGACUUCGCCAUCAACAUGACGUCGAUGAGCAUGGCGCCCUUCCCCUCGAUGAUGCCCACCACCACGCUCGACAUGCCCUUCCAGAUGGCCGACUUCCAGCACGAGUUCCACAACACCGGCCUCGCCAACCCCGACUUCACCACCCACUCGGCCGCCAGCGUCUCUACCGGCGGCUCGCCCGGCGAACAGUGGCUCGAGAUCCGCUCCAUCCCCGGCAGCGACAAUGAGUGGGUCGACCUGGGCAUGGGCAGCCACAGCCAGCGCAACUCGUACGACUUCUCCGGCAACGCCGCCGUCAUCUCCAACCCCGCCUACAACCUGCACAUCCGCACCGGCUCCGACUCGACCAACUCGAAUCACUCCGACUUGGCCCCUCGCUCGGCACACUCAUUCAGCAGCUUCGAGGAGAUCCAUCCGUUCAUGAAUUCGCCCCAGUCGGAGACGGACAAUGCCCUCGAGCUAGUGCACUCGAGCUGUAGCCACGGCGGCUCCGGUCACAGCCAUAGCCACAGCCACGGAUCAGUCCACAGCUACAGUCACGGUCUUCCCCUGGAGCACGACUUUGCAAACUACAUCUCCCCCAACCAGUCCGUCAGCCCGCCCAUAGCCCGCGCUGAGCCCAUCAUCAAGCAGUCGGCCUCGAGUACAGCCUCGCCCACGUCCUCGGCUGUCAGCUCACCACCAGCCGCAGUGACCCGCAGACGCAAGUCGCCUGUCACGACGCCAGCAGGCUCCAAGCCAACCAAGACCAUUGUCAAGAAGACGCCAGCGCAUACCACCAAAAAGGACGCCACCGGUGAAAAGCGUGUCGGAAGACGCCGGGGUCCUCUGAGGCCCGAGCAGCGACAGCAAGCCCAUGAGAUCCGAAAACUUCGUGCUUGCCUGAGGUGCAAGUUCCUCAAGAAGACCUGUGACAAGGGCGACCCGUGCGCCGGCUGUCAGCCGUCCCACGCUCGUCUGUGGCAGGUUCCCUGCACCCGCAUUGACAUCAAAGAUAUUGCCUACUUCAUGAAGGACUGGAAGGCAGACUACGAACGUCACGUCAGCUUGGGCUUCUCCAUCGGCAAUAUCAAAGGCUUCUCGCCUCAGGAGCGCCCCAUCUACGUCACCCACGGCUAUGGCCACUACCUGCCCAUCAUGGCUCGCGAGGUCUACGUCCGAGACGAAAAGUGUUUCGGCGUUGACUGGUGUGAGAGUCUGACCGGUCUACACUUCGAGAUCAACACCGCCAAGCUCUCUGCUGGUAUGGAAGGCAUUUCGCGCGCUAUGCUCUCUGAGUACCUAGACCGCCACAUUGAUGGAGGUUUCGAGAACUUCGUUGACGAGUACUUUGAGGGCACAUACUUUGUCACCGAGCUUCUCAAGACUGCGUACCGCUAUUACUGCCGGGAAAAGCUCCCCGUCAUCCGCAAGGCGCUGAAGCUUGUCCUUGCUUACAACCUGACGAUGCAUGUCACCAUGGUCGAAGGGCUUGGUGGCGAUGGAGAGGUUCCCCUUGGCAACAUCGAGGACGCCCAGUCCAAGUUCAGCGGCAAGACUGUCGCCCCUGUCAUGAUCAACUUCCAGGUCAAGUGCGCCCUUGCCGACAUGUGGCGCGAGCUGCAAAAGGACGUUCUCGAGGAGCUUUCGUCCUUGUACCAGUCCGUUUACAGCGGUGAUAAGCUCAAGAACUGGCCCACCAUCUUCAUGCUUGCCGCUAUCCUCCUCGCAGUAUGGGAGCUGAUCCAGUUCGAUUGCAACUACCGCGUUCCAGAUCUUGGCUCGGUCAACACCUUCUGCACUGAAAUGGAAGGGACACCCGUCGGUGUCAUCGUUGGCUUGUUCUCUGCCAUCUCCCAGAAACUCCCAGCCUUUACCGAAUGGGACACGAGGAAGCACCAUCAUCUGCUCAACUCGAACCCAGCGGUGUGCGACGCCAUGACUGAAGUCAGAUCGCACGUCACCAAAUAUGAGGGUUACCUGCGCUCAAGAAGCGAUUGCAAGUUUGACCGCCAGGACUUCGACUCGUUAUCGAACAAAUUCCUGUCCAAGCUUGUUAUCCGGGCCAACUAGAGCCCCGGACUCAACACCACAUCUUCGCCAUCUUUAUCCUAAUCUUCACCAGGCUGCAUCAUAAUCUUUUUAACCACAUAUACUUACUUCAUCCAACAACCGACACCCCGCAGCUCACUCUCACGGCACCACGAAACGAUCCUCCGAUGACAUAACGUGUCCGACGUUUGCUACUUAACGGCUGACGACCUCAAUAAAAAACGAUGAACGACUUGACCUGACUUUGCAUUUUUGCGAUUCCCCGGCGUCCUAUGGAAGCCACGUUAGCGAUCCAUCAUUCCGGUUUCCAACCUCCAACUACCACACGCUCUUUUCGGCAAACAACGGAUUAUUUUCUUUCUUAUUUACUAGUUGGAUUUAUUUGAUUUUACCCUCAUGGUUGACGAUAGUCACACGACUGAUGGCCACGACCUCGUUGAAUCCUUGCGGAGCAGAACAGUGUGCUCUGCUAUCCGGUUUUCAUUUUUCAUGUUUUGAGAUCAGUAGUGGUGGCAGCAUCUAAGUUGAUGUUGCUACAUUAUGUCUUUCGAAACACUCUUCAUUAUUUCUUUUACGGUUUAUUGGCAUAGCGAGCGAGCGAAUAGCUUUCACUAUCGCAAGAUAUGAAUUGCUCUUGCUGCAAAACAUGUUGGAUAGCUAGUUAUCAACUAGCAUCUGUCAGUCUCUUUCGACGACGAUUGUGUAUUUAUCAGAAUGUUUAUGGGAAUUGGACCACUAUUACUAUCACGUCAUCAAUGGCAGCUGCUGCACUAAUCG